Pelobates cultripes (western spadefoot toad) is the source of this 15622-nucleotide messenger RNA. NCBI's taxonomy places the organism in Eukaryota, Metazoa, Chordata, Amphibia, Anura, Pelobatidae. The record is from the annotation of a GenBank genome assembly.
CGGCAUGCCCCGUUGCUGACGUCACUCCCCGGCUUGGCUGCUCUCGGCCGCCGUCCAUAAGCCGGUAGUUCCGGGCAGAGCGCAGCGUGGAGGCCGCGGGAGGGAGGGGGAUGCGGGAGGCCGGCGGACACUCACCGACAUGGGGAAUCUGUUCGGCCGCAAGAGACGGAGCCGGGUCACCGAGCAGGACAAAGCCGUGCUGGUAAACCGAACCGGGUCACUGGUACCGCCCAGAACCGGGUCACUGAGACCCCUAAUACCCCCUGGUGGCAACACCUCCUGACCGGUCUCAGUACUCAAUACAGGGCAACAGCACCGCCUGAGCCCACUUUAACCCCUUAAGGACACAUGACAUGUCGUGAUUCCCAUUUUUUCCAUAAGUUUGGUCCUUAAGGGGUUAAUAACCCCCAACAACACCCCCGCCAGCGUCCCCCGACCCCGCCUUGACACCCCCCGCCAGCUUCCCCCGACCCCGCCUUGACACCCCCGCCAGCUUCCCCGACCUCCUGCCUUUGACACCCCCCGCCAGCUUCCCGACCCCGCCUUGACACCCCCCGCCAGCUUCCCAAACCCCCGCCUUGACACCUCCCCCGCCAGCUUCCCCUGACCCCUGCCUUGACACCCCCGCCAGCUUCCCCGACCCCGCCUAGACACCCCCGCCAGCGUCCCUCCGAUCCCCGCCUUGGACACCACCCCGCCAGCUUCCCCGACCUCAGCCUCUCUUGACACCCCUGCCAGCUUCCCCGACCCCCGCCUUGACACCUCCCCGCCAGCUCCCCCCGACCCCUCAGCCUUGACACCCCCCCGCCAGCUUCCCCCGACCCCGCCCUUGACACCCCCGCCAGCCUCCCCUGACCCCGCCUUGACACCCCCGCCAGCGUCCUCCGGACCCCGCCUGACACCCCCCGCCAGCGUCCUCCGACCCCCAGGACACCUCCUGCCAGCUUCCCCCGACCCCGCCUUGACACCCCCUGCCAGCAUCCUCCGACCCUGCAUAAAACAACCACCCCCCGUCAUGCAGAAUUGAGACAGGCUCAGUUUGUACUUUGAAUAGUCGGCCUGCUGGUAGUCAGACUAGGGAGGAGGGUAUUCUAUUUAUAAAAACACGUACUACACAAGAGACGCAUUUUAAUCACCUUAAUAACUGGCUGGUUAAGAGUGGGAUGAUGUGUGUUACUCUGUCUCCUUCAGGGGUCUAUAAAUAAUUAGCAAAGACUCCCUAAGGCGACAUCACUGGUUGUGUUGUGGAGGCCUGUGGGUACAGUAGGGGAUCGAUAUAAUUACCUAAUGCUAUCCCCCAUGGAUGAGACAGGGAAGUUGAACUGCAGCUUUCCAGGUAUUUGGGAUUUAACCUUCAAUAAUGCCUUGCAAGUCUGUGACUUACAGAGAAUUAUGGGAAAUGUAGUUCAAAUGUCGUCCCAAAGAAAAACGUGGCUUCUUUAAAAGUGAUUGCUCUUCAGGGACCCACUUGAGCUGCUAGUCUUUAUAUUCUAGUCAAUUCACCUAAUAAUGUGAUAUUGCGAGGUGUAUGACAUCACCACCAGAGCAUUUCAUGCAACCGACAAAGCACCCUAAGACUGAGUGUGCAAAUUCCUUGCAGUAAUUGCCCAGACAAGGAUACAAUGAAUACAGCAUUAAACAGACCUCAUUGAAGAACUUCUUUGUGUUGUGGAGGCCUGUGGGUACAGUAGGGGAUAGAUAUAAUUACCUAAUGCUAUCCCCCAUCGGUACCAGAUGUGUUAGUGCUGUACUCUCGCACAUGUGUGAACUGCGAGUCUUGUGAUUUCUACAGCCGUCAGUGGCUACAACCAGGGGAAGCUCCACCUUUUGUCAAUCUUGACCUUAACCAUAGCAUAGCCCCUACUUUAAUUUGUAUGUUUUGGCUGCGUUGGAAUGGCAAUGAAAUUCCAUCACAGUCAAUGUUAGCACUUCAUAAAAGAUCUUAUCUGUCUGGAACACAUACUUUAACAAGGUGAGGAAUUCUUAUACCCAGCCUUCAAUAUAUAGCCCCCCCUCCCCCCCUUUACCUAAUGAAGGAAUCCAAAACUAAUCCAGUGGAAACAGUAGAAAACUAAAUUAAGUCUGAUUAAGUUGUUGUAGCCCCCUAUAACCUGCCCCCCUUUUCUAUAUUGUUAGAAAACGUGGCCCCUAUUAUCAGCUGUUUAUUUUACACUGAUGUUUUCAUUGAAGAAGUUUAUAUCAGUAUUUACAGUGUGAUCUCCAGUGGUUGUAACGCCGCUCCGUGUCCGAGUUAGAGGUUACAAGGGAUUAGCUGGUAAUCUAGCUGCCUGAAAAUGCAGCCCGUAUCUACACCUAUAUAACUGUGUAAACUGGGGGACUUGUUACCCCACUACACCGGGGUCAGUACUGUGCAGUAGAAACCCCUCCAGAUUGCUGUUCCAGUCCCUGCAAUGUACAGUGCUUUACCUGUAACAGGCUGACUAAGUAUUAAAUGUAAUUACAGGUGCAAUGACCAGGUGACCCAUUUAAUUGGGAUCCAGGAUUUGGUUGUGUGUAUUGUAUGAGACAGGGAAGUUGAACUGCGGCUUUCCAGGUAUUUGGGAUUUAAACUUCCAUAAUGCCUUGCAAGUCUGUGACUUACAGAGAAUUAUGGGAAAUGUAGUUCAUGUGUCGUCCCAAAGAAAAACAUGGCUUCUUUAAAAGUAAUUGCUAUUCAGGGACCCAGUUGAGCUGCUUGUCUUCAUAUCCUUGUCAAUUCACCUGAUAAUGUGAUAUUGCGAGGUGUAUGACAUCACCACCAGAGCAUUUCAUGCAACCGACAAAGCACCCUAAGACUGAGUGUGCAAAUUCCUUGCAGUAAUUGCCCAGACAAGGAUACAAUGAAUGCAGCAUUAAACAGACCUCAUUGAAGACAUUCUUUGUGUUUAAACAUACUUUACUAAAUAGUGGUACUUUGUAUGUUUUAGUGACAAUGGAUGUUCUGGUAACAUUUGAUUCUUGUAUUCUAAAAAUGAAGCAAAGUAGGAAUAUUUCAUUGGUUUCCAUGGCAACUUUUCCACGUUUAGAACACUGCCCCACAGAGGCUCUUCCUGCAUAAUGCAGACCUUAUUUAUCACGAAAGUGUGCGCUUUCAAAGUAAAUUCAAAUUUACAAAGAGCAGAACUGAAUUCCAUAUUGAGUAAUUUCUAAAGGGGAUGCAAUCAGACAGAACCUUCCAUUCCAUUGCUCUAGAUAUCACCUAGUUAUACAAAGUUUGUAGAUAAGCAAGCUAGCAGUGCCAUUGCAUCAUUUUAUUUAUUUAUUUUAAACGAACAUUAGGUAAUUCUUCAAAGGGACACUAAAGGCAUCCAAACAACUUUAGCUUAAUAAAGCAGUUUUAGAUAUAGUAUAGAAUCGAUCACGCACCUGCAGUCUCACUACCCAAUUUUCUGCUAUUUAGUAGUUAAAUCACUGUUUUUGUUUAUGCAAACCCAGCCUUACCUCCCCUGUGACUGAUCCAGCCUGCAUGAAAAAAAGUGUUCACUUUCAAACAGAAGUUAACUCCUGCUUUAAAUUGAACUUUAUUCACGCACAGGAGGCCCCUGCAGGAUCUAGCUGGAUAUUAACACAGCAGGAGAUAAUGAAUUCAAAAUUAAACAGACUGUGCAGAAAUUAAAGGAAGUUUAAAGGACCACUAUAGUGCCAGGAAAACAUACUCGUUUUCCUGGCACUAUAGUGCCCUGAGGGUGCCCCUACCCUCAGGGACCCCCUCCCGCCCGGCUCUGGAAGGGGGAAAGGGGUUAAAACUUACCUUUUUCCAGCGCUGGGUGGGGAGCUCUCCUCCUCUGUUCCGCCCCGUCGGCUGAAUGCGCACGCGCGGCAAGAGCUUACAAUGCUUUCCUAUGGACGCUGGCAUGCUCUCACUGUGAAAAUCACAGUGAGAAGCACGCAAGCGCCUCUAGUGGCUGUCAAUGAGACAGCCACUAGAGGAUUAGGGGGGAAGGCUUAACCCAUUAAUAAACAUAGCAGUUUCUCUGAAACUGCUAUGUUUAUUAAAAAAAAAAAAAUGGGUUAACCCUAGAAGGACCUGGCACCCAGACCACUUCAUUAAGCUGAAGUGGUCUGGGUGCCUAGAGUGGUCAUUUAAACAUUGUCUCUCUUUACAGGAAGUGUUUAGGAAGGCUGUGUAAAUCACAUGCAGGGAGGUGUGACAAAGGCUGCAUAAACAAAGUGAUCUAACUCCUAAAUGGCUGAGAAUUGAGCAGUGAGACUGCAGGGGCCUGAUCUAUACACCAAAAAUACUUCAUUAAAGGAGUACUAUAGGGUCAGGAACACAAACAUAUAUUUCUGACCCUAUAGUGUUAAAGCCACCAUCUGGCACCCUCUUGCCUCCCUAAAUUUAUUUAUUUAUAAAAUAUUUUACCAGGAAAGAUACAUUGAGAUUUCUCUAAUUUUCAAGUUUGUCCUGGGAAAAUAUUACUUCUAUUCAAGCCUGAAGCUGCUGGCUCUGCCCCUGUCUACCUCAGACCUGCAAGCUGUCUGCUGACAUCAUCAGAAGUGUUGUUCUAAGCCUAUCACAAUGCUUCCCCAUAGGAUUGGCUGAGACUGUCAAAGAGGCAGAUCAGGAGCAGAGCCAGCAUGAUUCAAAUACAGCCCUGGCCAAUCAGUAUCUCCUCAGAGAGAUGAAUUGAAUCAAUGAAUCUCUAUGAGGAAAGUUCAGUGUCUGCAUGCAGAGGGAGGACACACUGAAUGUUUGGAUGCAUUUUAGGCAGCCAUGACCCAGGAAGGAUCUCUAACAGCCAUCUAAGGAGUGGCCAAUAAAGUUAUCACUAGGCUGUAAUAUAAACACUGCAUUGUCUAUGAAAAGACAGUAUUUACAGCAAAAAGCCUGAAGGGAAUGAUUCUACUCACCAGAACAAAUUCAAUAAGCUGUAUUGGUUCUGUUGACUAUAGUGUCCCUUUAAGCUAACGUUGUUGUGGUGCCUUUAAGGGUGAAAUGGCAGGCGAGGGUUCUAAAGGGUUACUCCAACCUAAAGUUUAGGUUGGAGUAACCGUUGGGGGGUGCGGCGUGACUCCAUUAUCUUUCUAUUACCAGAAUGCUGAGAACAGAUAAUACAUUUUCACAGAAUGAUGUUGCCAAAGGUGGAAUUAAACCUUCAGCAGCAGAGAGGUUAACCUCGGAGCCCCUCUAGUGGCUGUCAGUGUGAAUGGUUUUAACCUUUCCAUGUAAACUUUGCAGGAUCCACAAACGGCAGUGUUUUACAUUUGGAGGGUUAAAUGAACGCCCACUGCACCCCGACCAGUUUAUUGAGAUACAUUAUGGAAGAUGAAGUGGCUUGAGCAUACCCUGUGAUGGUAUAGAAAAACUUAAAAGUGACCUUUAUUAAUAAAGGGGAGCAUAGCGUCGGGGAAGCAGUGUGAGGCGUGGUGGGUAUGAGAUUCAUUAUGUCUUUAGUAGCCUCUCUUUGUCACAAGCUAUGUAUUCCAUUUGAAUAGAAUCUCUCCAGACCAGCACACCCUGCUAUAAACCAGGAUCUAAAUACGUAUUCUUUCUCUAUUCUAUAGCAACUGAAGCAGCAGAGAGACAAGCUCAAACAGUAUCAGAAGAGGAUCACACUACAGCUGGAGCGAGAGAGGGGGAUAGCGAGGCAGCUGCUGCAUGAUGGGAAAAAAGAGUAAGUUGUUCAUUGUAGCUGAAUAAAUCCACAUGUGUUCAUUUAUCCCAGUGUCCGAGCCUGGAUCUGCGCUUGGAAAAGCAAAGUGAGCUGUAACUAAUGAUCACAGGAUAUCCGAAACGAACCCACAAUACGAAACGUGAUGCGGAACACUUUGCAUGCAACGUAAUCUCAGCCUUUAUUGUCCUGUUUUCAUGUAUUUUCUUUGGAAAUUGUUUCCUUAAUAUAUUGUGUUGGACUUCUGAAUAAUAUUUGAAGCCUGCGCUAUUUCUGUUAUCACAGCCAGGUUUAAUACACCAAGCGGUUAAUACCCACAGAUUAGUGUUACAUUUCUAACUGUCGGUUUACCUGUACUCGGCCCAGUUUGCUUUGUGUAAUAAACCUGGCUGGGAUAAUGCACAGAUUAGGGUUACAUUUCUAACUGUCUGUGUACCUGUUUCCUGUACUCGGCCUAGUUUUCUUGGUGUAAUAAACCUGGCUGGGAUAAUGCACAGAUUAGUGUUACAUUUCUAACUGUCGGUGUGGCUGUACUCGGCCCAGUUUGCUUGGUGUAAUAAACCUGGCUGGGAUAAUGCACAGAUUAGUGUUACAUUUCUAACUGUCUGUGUACCUGUUUCCUGUACUCGGCCCAGUUAGCUUGGUGUAAUAAACCUGGCUGGGAUAAUGCACAGAUUAGUGUUACAUUUCUAACUGUCUGUGUAGCUGUUUCCUGUACUCGGCCCAGUUUGCUUGGUGUAAUAAACCUGGCUGGGAUAAUGCACAGAUUAGGGUUACAUUUCUAACUGUCUGUGUACCUGUUUCCUGUACUCGGCCUAGUUUUCUUGGUGUAAUAAACCUGGCUGGGAUAUCGCACAGAUUAGUGUUACAUUUCUAACUGUCUGUGUAGCUGUUUCCUGUACUCGGCCCAGUUUGCUUUGUGUAAUAAACCUGGCUGGGAUAAUGCACAGAUUAGGGUUACAUUUCUAACUGUCUGUGUACCUGUUUCCUGUACUCGGCCUAGUUUUCUUGGUGUAAUAAACCUGGCUGGGAUAAUGCACAGAUUAGUGUUACAUUUCUAACUGUCGGUGUAGCUGUACUCGGCCCAGUUUGCUUGGUGUAAUAAACCUGGCUGGGAUAAUGCACAGAUUAGUGUUACAUUUCUAACUGUCGGUGUAGCUGUACUCGGCCCAGUUUGCUUGGUGUAAUAAACCUGGCUGGGAUAAUGCACAGAUUAGUGUUACAUUUCUAACUGUCUGUGUACCUGCUGUACUCGGCCCAGUUUGCUUGGUGUAAUAAACCUGGCUGGGAUAAUGCACAGAUUAGUGUUACAUUUCUAACUGUCUGUGUAGCGGUUUCCUGUACUUGGCCCAGUUUGCUUGGUGUAAUAAACCUGGCUGGGAUAAUGCACAGAUUAGUGUUACAUUUCUAACUGUCUGUGUAGCUGUACUCGGCCCAGUUAGCUUGGUGUAAUAAACCUGGCUGGGAUAUUGCACAGAUUAGUGUUAAAUUUCUAACUGUCGGUGUAGCGGUUUCCUGUACUCGGCCCAGUUUGCUUGGUGUAAUAAACCUGGCUGGGAUAUCGCACAGAUUUGUUUAACAGUUCUGUCUAUGUAGCUGUACCAGUUUGCUUGGUAUCCAUAUUUACUCACAGGUGAAUGUUGUGCAGUAAUUGUGUCUAGCGAUGAAGUCCUGAUUGUCCUUUUCCUCCAGGAAAGCGAAGCUGUUGCUGAAGAAGAAGCGAUAUCAAGAUCAGCUUCUGGAUAAGACCGACAAUCAGAUCAGCAACCUGGAGAAAAUGGUAUGUAAUUACAUAGUUUCAUAGCUGAAAAGAGACUUGUGUCCAUCAAGUUCAGCCUUCCUGAAAUAUGUUUUUGCUGUUGAUCCAAAAGAAGGCAAAAAACCCAGUCUGAAGGGCUUCCAAUUUUGCCACAAACUAGGAAAAAAUUCCUUCUUGACCCCAAAAUAGCAGUCAAAUGUCUCCUUGGAUCAAGCAGCUUUAAUUACCCCACUAAUUAGAAAUUAUAUCCCUGUAUGUAUGUAAGUAUUUAUCCAAUUGCAGUUUAAACAUCUGUAUGGACUCUGACAAAACCACCUCUUCAGGCAGAGAAUUCCAUAUCCUUAUUGCUCUCUGUAAAAAAAUUUUUUCUUUGCCUUAGAUUAAAUCGCCUUUCUUCCAGCCUAAAUGUGUGACCUUGUGUCCUAUAUAUAGCCCUGUUUAUGAAUAGAUUUCCAGAUAAAGGUUUGUACUGGCCCCGAAUAUUUUUGUAUAAUGUUUUCAUAUCCCCUUCUCAGGCGCCGUCUUUCCAAACUAAAAAGAUUAAAAUUUUUUAACCUUUCUUCGUAACUAAAAUGCUCCAUUCCUUUUAUCAAUUUUGUAGCUCGUCUCUGGACUUUUUCUAGUGCCAUGAUAUCCUUCUUUAGAACAGGUGCCCAAAAUUGCACAGCAUAUUCAAGGUGUGGUCUUACCAGCGAUUUAUAAAGAGGCAGAAUUAUAUUUUCAUCCCGAGAAUUUAUGCCCCUAUUUAUACAGGACAAAACCUUACUGGGCUUAGCAACUGCAGAUUGACAUUGCAUAUUGCUGCCUAAUUUGUUGUCUAUAACAAUUCUCAAAUCCUUCUCGUGUGUGUGGUUAUCCCUAGUUCACUACCAUUUAGGGUGUAAAUUGCUUGUGCAUUCUUAACCCCAAAGUGAAUAUCUUUGCAUUUCUCCACGUUAAAUUUCAUCUGCCAUUUUAGUGCCCAGUCCCCCAAUCUAUCCAAAUCCCUCUGCAGCAAAGCAACAUCCUGCUCACAUUUUAUUACUUUACAAAGAUUUGUGUCAUGUGCAAACACUGAUACAUGUCUUUCAAUGCCCAUUUCAAUAUCAUUUAUAAAUAUGUUAUAGAAGCGGUCCUUAAACAGAACCCUGAGGGACACCACUUACCACUUUUGUCCAGCUUGAAAAUUUACCAUUAAUGAUAACUCGUUUUGCUCUAUCCUUAAGCCAAUGUUCUACCCAAGAACAAGAAUAUUCAUCUAGACCAAUUUCUUUUAGUUUGAAGACUAACCUAUUGUGAGGAACCGUAUCAAAUGCCUUGGCAAAAUCCAAGUAGAUCACAUCCACUGCAACACCCUGAUCUAUACUUCUACUUACUUCUUCGUAGAAUGCAAUUAGGUUAGUUUGACAUGACCUAUGUUUCAUAAAACCAUGCUGAUUAUUUCUAAUAACACAGUUCUUACCAAUCAAUUCCUGAAUAUUAUCCCCUAAUAGCCGUUCAAAUAUUUUCCCAGUCACAGAAGUUAAGCUCACAAGUCUAUAAUUUUCAGGCAAGGAUUUUGAACCCUUCUUAAAUAUAGGAACAACAUCUGCCUUCCUCCAAUCCUCCGGUACAAUACCUGAAACAAAAGAAUCUUGAAAAUUAAAUACAGAGGUUCACUUAUUUCCCCACUUAGCUCCUUAAGUACUCGUGGGUGGAUACCGUCAGGCCUCGGGGCUUUAUUUACAUUAAUUUUCUUUAAUAGCUGUAGCACCUUGUCUCGAGUUAUCCAAUCACAAGUUAUUUGCAAGUUUGUUGCAGCAAUCAUUUGCUUAUCUCUUGCCAUAGGAUCCUCAUUAAUAUAUACUGAAGAAAAAUAGUUAUUUAAAAUUUCUGCCUUUUCCUGGUCUUCAUUAACUAACAGACCCAUCUCUGUUUCCAGUGUACCUACACUUUCUUUUUUUGUUUUUUUUUAGAAUUGAUGUACUUGAAAAAAUUUUAGGGGUUGGUUUUGCAUUCUUUGGUUAUCAAUUUCUCAUUUUCUAGUUUAGCCACUUUAAUUGCCUUUUUGCAAGUAUUAUUGGCUUCCUUAUAUCUUAAAUAGGAUGCCUCUGAUUUGUCUGAUUUAAAUGCUUUAAAUGCCCUUUUCUUAGUUUUAAUCUCUUGUUUUAUUUCUCUACUAAGCCACAUUGGUUUUAAUUUGUUUCUUUUAUAUUUAUUACCCAGUGGCACAUACUGAGAAAUAUACCUUUCUAAUAUUUGUUUGAAUAGUUUCCAUUUAUUCUCAGUGUUUUUAUCACUAAGGAGUUUAUGCCAGUCGAUAUGUUGUAGAGCUGCCCUAACCUUAUUGAAAUUGGCUUUUUUUUUUUUAAUUAUACAUUUUAAUAUACCCCAGGUGCUUUUGCUUUUUUGAGUUUAUUUCAAAAGUUACCAUGUAAUGGUGUGCUGUGCAGUCAGGAAAGCCAUUCCUGGUCCAGAUUAUAUCAGUGUCCAACUUAAAAAAAAAUAUUUCUAGUCUUCUCCUCACAUCCAGUCAGUUCCUACAGCUUCCAUCCAGCCCUAACUCACCCUAUCCAUGCCACAAUCAUCCCCUGUCCAUCGCAUUCCGCUUCUCAUUAGUCUUACACAGUCCCAGCUCACCGUGCUAUAAUCUAUAAUGCAUGCAGCAGCCAGAGCUCCCCCCCCCCACUAAUACACAACUGUCCAUCCAUGCCCCUACACUAUGUUCAUACUCUCACGUCUGUCUCUCACCUUCAAGACUCUAGGACAGCUCCAUUCCUAUUAAACUCCCCUCCCUCUCCGUUCGUCUCUCACCCAGUUUCCAUUCUGUGAAAAAUCACUGACAACUCACUUCUGAAAAAAGGCAUGUCAAUGAAACUGUUAACACCUCACUAACCUACCUGCUCUCCUGCACAUUUCCAGACAUAAAAUACAUCUUACCCUCACCUCUUGUCAUUUCACCCUACUUCCCUUAAAAAGUAAGCGCUUUUGAGCAGGGCCCUUUCCUCCUUCUAUUUCUGUAUGUAGAGCUUGUUGGACCUACUAGUUUGCUAGUCCUUCUAUUGUACCGUACUGUGGAAUUUGUUGGAACUUUGUAAAUAAUUAUAAUCCUUUCUUAAUCAUGUGCUGUAUGUGGUUUUGGAUUACCUUCAUUAUUCUACAACUCAUUCCAGGUUGAUAUGAAACCAUCCAUAUUUAUCAACAUGUAGAUUCCUAUAUCCAGGACAGGUAUUACACGUGACAUUAACUAGCAGGAUGUGAUUCUCUUAACAUACAGACUGUAAUGGUGCAUCAGUUCUGUAGAGAAUGUGCUAUAAUGCACUAAGGAUGUAGAGUAGCCUUUCGCUGUAUCGGCUCAUCUGUGUGAAAUUCUCUGUGUUUCUUGAAGAGUUGAUAAACUACAAUGAAACACACAUUCAGAUGGCUCUAGUAGCGCAUCUACACUUCCUACCUCUGAGAAUUGGUUAGAUGUAUACACAAAUAUGGAUACAGCUUAAACCGUAUAAAAAGAACUGGAACCGCAUACAUAGUGAUGUAUUUCAAAAUAAAGUGAAUCAAGUGACUGACUGCACCCACAAGAGGUAUAUAUUGAUAUUUUUUUUUUUUUUGAGCCAAUAUCGAUUCCGAAUCUGUGAACUUUAAGGCCGAUAACUUACUGAUACUGAUAUUCUGUACAUUUACCAUUUUGAAAAAAGAAACAAUUUAUACACAAAUUUGCUGUUGACGGAACAUGUUUAUGAUUAAUUUAUUUUUGCAAAUCUUUAUUUUUUAUUAAGUGGUAAGUGCACAAAAUAUACAUGCCAGUCAGAUUUUCAUGUUUUCAAGAAUAUUUAGUGGUCCUCUCCCUUCCCUGUCCCUUGGUGUACCUCUCCCCUGCCAUCCCUGUCCCUUGGUGUACCUCUCCCCUGCCAUCCCUGUCCCUUGGUGUACCUCUCCCCUGCCAUCCCUGUCCCUUGGUGUGUCCCCCAUCAUGGCAGGUGCAGGUUCUAAGUGCAGCAGUACCAUUCAGGUUUUUAUUUUAACGUCCGAUGCAUUAACUGAAAGAAAAUAGGUGGGCACCUUUCUAAAGGAAUGUCACACCCCAAGAUAUUUUAUACCACCUUCACUUAUACCUGUAUUUAACAAAUAUUUGUUUGCGUGAAAUGAACAUAAAGUUAGAUGUAGAAAUUCAUAUCGCUGUAUUUAGCUUCCUCUCAGAUCAUUUGUAUAAUCGUAUAACAGGUUUGUGCCUGUCAGUCAGCAUAGAGCUAUAUCCCCCUGGAGGCAGAGCUAAUCAAUGGCACAGGAAUGAGGAGGAGAAACCAAUACUAUAUAUUGAUCUUUCUCUAAUGCAGUGUGUGCCCUGACUGUGCCAGGCCUGAACUGCAUUCACUGAAUCUUUAAUAAACUUGUAAAAGAGAAGGAAGCAUGAUAUGAACAGACGAUUUCCUCAGUGACCGCUACCUUUCGAUUAGCAGCUCAUUAGUUAUGUUUUAUCUUGUUAGUCUCCGCAAUGAUUUUGGAUAAAGUUAAUGAGAAGUCUUUGAUUUUUGUCUCACAGGUGGAAGAUAUCGAGUUUGCCCAGAUUGAGAUGAAAGUGAUUGAGGGUUUGAAAGUGGGAAAUGACUGUUUGAAGAAGAUGCACGAGGUGAGUUAAUCCUUUGGGAUCCCUCCUUGUCACCAACAGGACAGCUGGCAUUGAAUGAGUUUGUUUUGGGCAGAUAACUUGAAGUCUCCAUAUAACGGGGGAGAAUGUAUAAGCACUAAUUUGGUGUAAGAUUCUACAAACCUCCAGUCUGGUCACAACACUGAAAUAAUCCAAACACUGAAUCCGGGUCCAAAGCUCGUCCUGUUACCAGGCGAUAAUCCAAAGUAAAGUGACAUUAAUUUGGCUCUGUCGCCUUCAGGGGUCUUUUACGUAGUUUGUUUAGAUUGUAGAAUUACAUCCCCACUUGGUGUGCAGUGACUUGGGGGCAGUUGAAGGUAGAUGGACUCUCCGCUCUUGACACUUCAUCCACCAGGAGCCGAAUCACUCUGUACUCGUGUGCAUGCACAGGAGUACAACGCUAUGGUAUAUGGAGAAUCCCACAAGACCAAUUCUCUAAAUUCCUCAGACUAUGCCCUGUUCCUAGCGACAGCUGUUAGAAUUAACAAAACCUGGCGGAAACUCUGCCUCUUGUCAACCUGGACCUUGACCAUAAGACACAGCAGUUACUAUUUUGUCUUCUGAUAUCUUUUGACACUAUUGGAAAUCAAUUGAAAUGCAGACAACGUGGGUAUUUCACAAACAUUCGAUCUUUAUGAGACUGAAAAGUUGUAUUGCCGUGAAAGAACUACUUUAGCAGUAUAUGUUAAUCUGCUAUUUAACAAGACGUAAUAAUAUAAACAAUAGGAAAUGCAAUUCCUUAAAGGAGCAAACUUGUUUUCCUGGCACUAUAGGGUUAUUAGGUCCCGUCCCCCCACCUUCAGGGCCCCCCCUCCCACUGGGCUGAAGGGGUUAAAAAUCCUUUUUUCAUUUUCACAGUGAGAAUCGCGGAAGCGCCUCUAGCGGCUGUCAGUGAGACAUCCAUUAGAGGCUGGAUUAACUGCUAUGUUUUCAGCUACAGGGUUAAAACUAGAGGGACCUGGCACCCAGACCACUUCAUUGAGCUGAAGUGGUCUGGGUGCCUAUAUUGGUCCUUUUAUAGAAACUGACAGGAUCCAGUGUAUGUAAUAAACUCACACUAAUUAUUUCUGUAAACAAAUAGAAUUUGAGUUGGUCUGACUGAUUUUAAGAAGUAAAAACCAUCGGUACUCAAUCUUAAUUAUUCUCCUUAAAAUUAACUCUUCCUGGAUAUGUUCCUUGCCCGAUUUCGUUAUGGGAUAUGUGUUUUACAUGUCAAAGAUAAUAAAACUGUUUUUUAAAAUGCUGAGGGCGAAUAGGGCCACAUCCAGAGUGUAUUGCUGUCACUGUUCAUGAAAGUCGCUCACAAAUUGUAUCACAAUUCUAAUGGUUCCCUGCUAAACAGAAUGGUUUUUCUUCCAGAUGAUGUCGAUAGAGGAGGUGGAGAAAAUCAUGGAUGAGACCCAGGAAGGCAUAGAGUACCAAAGGGUAAGCCAUUGUAAUACAACAUGUUGCCAUCUUUUCAAAUUCUGAGCUACGCGCUGCUCUGUAAUAUGUGAUGAAGUUAUUAAAAAAAAAUAUAUAUAUAUAACUUUUUUUUUUCUAGCAAAUUGAUGAGCUACUAUCAGGAACUCUGACCGAGGAGGAUGAGGAGGCCAUUCUGGAAGAACUAGAAGCCUUGAGUCAGGUAAAGGACAACCGCACGGGAGCAAAACUGAUUGUUUAUUGGGUGUUCACAUCAGGGAUCUGGGUCCCACCUUUAAUUUAAAUUAAUAUCGAGAGAGAGAGAGCGCUCUGUUUCCAGGAAGAAAAUUCAGUAGAGUUACAAAACAUUUUCUUGGUUAAUAUAAGAUUGAGAGAGUAAACACUUUUAGGGAUCUAGUGAGUGAUAAACAAUAUACCGUCUCAACCCUAAUAAGCGAAGGUUAGUUUUCAGUGCAGUUUCCCGUUAAAGUAUUCACAUGGGGAGAGACAAACCGCUCCGCACUCGCUGGAUGUAGAUAGUGCAGUCCGAAUUGUUUAUUUUAUUUAAUCUGUUCUCUAUAGGAGGACCUGGAACUGCCAGAGGCCGGUUCAGAGCCACUUCCAGACAUUACCCCAGGUAAGGAAAAAGUUAUUAUAUUGUAACUGAUCUGUGUAAAUACCAGUCCCCUAAACCUGCCUGUUUAAUUUGCCCUGUGUCUUCUUACAGAGAAACCGUCCGUCAAGAACAAACCCCAACCGCAGUUGGUGGCUGCAUCGUAACCGUAUUCCUAGUUACUGGAAGAUAUAAUGUUCAAAAGGCAAGCCUCUCUCCGUCAGAUGAAAGGACAAGUCCACAUGUCCCCAAUGGGAUGAAUCAUUCACUCAGGCUGAGGAUUUAUCGCACAUCCAUUAGUCUGUCCUGUCCAUGCACAGGGGGGAGGCUCUCCUAUUCAUUCAGAUACUGAAAUGACCACUAUAUCACUGGGUCACCACCUGUUAGCAGGAAAGGACUUGACGUGGACAUGAUAGUGAAUCAAGACUUGUUUUCUAGCAAAUCUAUUAAAAAGGCAAUUUUUUUUUCUCCCGAUAGUCUGGUGUGAGUUAUGCAAGAGACAGGCUGUGGCCCAUGAGAAGUGCCUGUCAGAAAUUAACUAACCCUUGGCAAUAUGGCACUCCCAGGACCUGGUCAUUACGCUUCAUCUGAAAUGGGACAAACAAAGCCCUGCCUGCAGCUGUAUAUUUCAUUGUCACUCACUUAUUUGUAGCUUGGAGAGUGAAGCUCAAAACACUUACACUGGGCUGAGCCUGCAAAAAGCUGUUGUAGAACUACAAUUCCUAUGAUGCCUUGCUUGCCUUAAGGCAUGCACUACGUCAUUAGAAUAGUAGCUCUUCAAGAGUUUGGGGGCAAUCUUUGCCCUAAGAGGAUCUGGGAUCUAUUCAGUGUUUUAAUUAUUUUGAGAAAUAAAACGAUUAACCAGGCAAAGUAUAUUUACAGUGUACAUGUAUUAUGGAAACCUGUAAAAUGAAACCGCUUCUUUUAAAUACUGAAACGUCAUUUGGAUAAAUAAAAAAUUUAGGAAACAUUUGUACGAAUUUGUUAGUAUUUACUACAAAUGAGUGACCCGUCUGUGAUUGUAGUAAACAUAUCACUAGCUCAUGUUACCAGGUUUGUGUGUGAGAUGUUUAUUUGCAGAAGAUAAUAUUCAGCGAGUUCAGCCUGCAGUUAAUUAGCGGACAUUGAUGUCAUUACAUUGUAUUCAUUUUCGUAGCACUUAUAAGGGCUAGCGUGAAAUCUGCUUUAAUGAUCAUUGCUAAUUAUUACUGUGUAGAAUGGCUUUGUAUUUGUUUAUUUAAAGAUCAGCAAAAUGUGGAACUUCAAGUUGUGCAUUAUUGGGAGCUAGAUACAUUCUCUUGAUUAGACAAGUCUUAUUUCUUCACAUUUAACGUGCGUCUAUGUACACGCCUGCCAUAUGUAGCUUGACCUGUAGGGGGCAUCUAAUCUCAAUAUAUCGUUCACUUAAAUCAAGGAUGAAAAAAAACUUGGAACAGGGGCAGCUAAACUCCAAAAUGGCGGAAGUCUGAGCUUAAACAAAAUGCCAUGAAGGUAAUGGGAACACGUGUCACUUAGCAGAGUGGCAGACAGGUCACCAAGCAUAUGAACCCCAAAUCGAGUAAAAAAACAAAUCUAAGAAUAGACAUGUUUUGUGCAGAUAAAACUUUCUGUGGAUUUUAAGCAUUUGCCGUGGC